Messenger RNA from Salvia hispanica, 799 nucleotides. Its product is annotated as late embryogenesis abundant protein At1g64065-like. Gene Ontology annotation, biological process: defense response to other organism. NCBI's taxonomy places the organism in Eukaryota, Viridiplantae, Streptophyta, Magnoliopsida, Lamiales, Lamiaceae. The record is from RefSeq and is a predicted model, not a curated record.
CUCAUCAUUCAUCAAAUCAUCCCCUAAAAGGAAAAAAUCCUAAAAAUGCCUCCGCCAACAAACACACCAAACCCCGCCGCAAAACGUAGAAAAUGCUUUAUCUACAUUGCCCUUGCAAUCCUACUCCAAACCCUAAUCAUAGUAGCCUUCGUUCUAAUCUUCAUGCGCAUAAAAUCCCCCAAACUCCGUUUCCGCUCCGUCACCGUCGACAGUCUGACGUCGAAUUCGGCGUCAUUCAACGCCAGACUCACCGGAGAAGUGGCGGUGAAGAACGUGAAUUUCGGGAAAUUCAAAUAUCCCGAGAGCACCGUCUCGUUUCUCUACCGGGGAAGCAGCGUUGGCACCGCUCGGAUCCCGAGCGGCCGGGCGAAGGCGCGGGAUACGGAGAAGCUCAACGUGACGGUGGCGGUGGAGGCGAAGAAUGACCGGAAUUUGGGCGGCGAUUUGAGCUCCGGUAAGAUCACGUUGAGUAGUAAAGCGACGGUGGAAGGGAAGGUGCAUCUGUUUAACGUUAUCAAGAGGAAGAAGACGGCGACGAUGGAUUGCACCAUGGAUGUUGAUACCAAGACUCGAGUGGUUCAGAAUUUGAGAUGCGAUUGAAGAUUGGAUUGCACACUGCAGCUUUGUAUUUAAAAUUCUUGUGCUUUUCUCUUAGUUUGUUUUGGAUUUACUCUUUUCUUUUUUCUUUUUCAUUUUAUAAAAAAAUGAACUGUACUUUUGAUUGGAAUAUUGUUGCCUUGUUGUGUGGUAUAAUGUGAGUAGUGAUUUGGAUAUUUGAGUGAUUAUUUUAUUUUUAUCA